Molecule: messenger RNA, 11962 nt
Organism: Salvelinus fontinalis (brook trout)
Lineage: Eukaryota; Metazoa; Chordata; Actinopteri; Salmoniformes; Salmonidae
Product: protein Shroom2-like
Exons: 12
Coding region: 252-5711 (1819 amino acids)
Biological process (GO): actin filament organization
Cellular component (GO): apical junction complex; cortical actin cytoskeleton; adherens junction
Molecular function (GO): actin filament binding
Source: RefSeq, a predicted model, not a curated record
AAUCCAUUGGCAGGCGACUCAAUCCACAGGUUAAUCAACUAGCAUGCUAGCUAGUCUCUUGUAAAAGAGCGGUGGUACAAACGGAAGUACACACAUACUCCAACAAGUUGCAAAGCGACGCAGGUGCAUCAAGUACAAAAAUGUGGACUAGACAUCUGGCAAAACAAAACGCAGAUGUAUCUGGUGGACAUUGGGCGUUACAGUCUGGAGUGUGAUCAGAAGGCAUAGUGUGAGGUGUUUUUCUAAGCCCCAUGGACACCUUGAAUAGUAGGAGUGAGCCCCGAUAUUCUGAUGGCGAUCACAACCACUGGCUGAUUGAGAGACCUGAAGACAUGGAUCACAGGAGCCGGGAGGCGUGGCGGCUGGUAGAUGUCCUGCUGUCCGGGGGUGCUCCAUGGGGAUUCACACUCAAAGGAGGCAGAGAGCACCGAGAACCACUGCUCAUCACAAAGGUGGAGGAGGGCAGCAAGGCAGCAGCGGUCAGCCUCCAGGUUGGAGACGAGAUGGUGAACAUCAACCAGAUCCCUCUGAGCGGUUACAGACAGGAGGCCAUCUGCCUGGUCAAGGGAUCGUACAAGACCCUCAAUCUGGUUGUCAAGAGGAAGAAUGAAGCCGUAAGCAGGCCUCACUCCUGGCACGCCACCAAGUUCAACGAGAGCCAAUCAGAGACUGCCAAAACUCAGUCCCCGCCCCUGCCAGUCUGGCAGACCAGAUAUGAUGCAAGCUCCUCCUCUACCAACCUCUCCUCGUCCGGCUGGGACCAGAACCAGACUAACCUACGGCGAGUGUCAGACCAGUUCAGCUCUCUGGGCAGCAUGGACAGUCUAGACGUCUCCUACCCCCCUGGACAGCUGUCCCCAGGAUGUCUCUCCCCGGUCAAGUCCAACACCAGCACGGAGCUCCCGGGAGGGGGCAAGAGGGACUCGGCAUACAGCUCCUUUUCCACCAACUCUGGUACCCCAGACUACACCCUCUCCAAGACACCAGACUACACCCUCUCCAAGACACCAGACUACACCCUCUCCAAGACACCAGACUACACCCUCUCCAAGACACCAGACUACACCCUCUCCAAGACACCAGACUACACCCUCUCCAAGACACCAGACUACACCCUCUCCAAGACACCAGACUACACCCUCUCCAAGACACCAGACUACACCCUCUCCAAGACACCAGACUACACCCUCUCCAAGACACCAGACUACACCCUCUCCAAGGCACCAGACUACACCCUCCCCAAGGCACCAGACUACACCCUCCCCAAGGCACCAGACUACACCCUCCCCAAGGCACCAGACUACACCCUCCCCAAGGCACCAGACUACACCCUCCCCAAGGCACCAGACUACACCCUCCCUAAGGCACCAGACUACACCCUCCCUAAGGCACCAGACUACACCCUCCCUAAGGCACCAGACUACACCCUCCCUAAGGCACCAGACUACACCCUCCCUAAGGCACCAGACUACACCCUCCCUAAGGCACCAGACUACACCCUCCCUAAGGCACCAGACUACACCCUCCCUAAGAGCAAUGCUGCCUCCAUAGAGAACAUGCUGUAUGAGGUGAGCCAGUGGGAAUCAGGGGGGCGUCCCAGUAACGGCAGACACAGCCUGAGUAGUGAGGGGGUCAGGCAGGAUGAGAGACCAGUGUACCUGCAGCUGGCUGUGGGACUUGGGGCCAGCAUGGACCGGGACAGCCCCAGGACAGAGGAGCAGUCAGGGCCAGGUUCUUCCCACUCCUCCAGCUCUGCUAGGCCUAGCUGUGGUCCCGUCUGGUACGUUCCUGACAAGAAGAAGACCUCCGAUCCCUCUCCUCCCUCACCGCCAGUACGCAGUGACAGUUUCGCUGCUACGAAGUCCCAUGAGAAGGUUCUGGUUAUAGCCUGUCCAGAGGGACCCGGUGCUCACACCCAGCCCAAUGCCCAUGGUAAAGGACUGGACAAAGGAAUGGACUCUGAUAACUCACAAUGUGCCAAUGACUCUCGGCGUAGCCAUCACAACCUACCCUCCAAGAACAACAUGGUCCCUCCUUACAUUUCACCAAAGAACUGUCAUCAGAACCAGGUGAACUGUAACGAGCUGUGCUCUCUAUCCAGUAGUGAUGUCAGGCUGGGCCAGCCCCACCCUACCUACCUGCCCUGCCACCAGAGACAGUACAGUAAUGAGAGCUCUCUCUACUCCCACCCCAGGACUUGGUCUGUCCCCAAACAGCGGAACGUCAGCGGCUGCUACAGCAGCAUGCAGGAGCUCCCCACCAACGAAAAUGCACAGAACACCCAGCUCUACAGCCAGACCCCCAACUACAGUACCCAGAACACCCUGCUCUACAGCCAGACCCCCAACUACAGUACCCAGAACACCCAGCUCUACAGCCAGACCCCAGACAGCACUGAAGACAGCCGGUACUACUGUGUGACGGCCAGACAGCCUGGUCAACCGGUCACCCAGGCCCUGCUGGUCAAGACUGACGACAGGAGGGGUGGAGGGGGCAGAGAGGAGGGUUUGGAGGGUGGCGGUGAAAGGAGGAGUGCAGUGAGCAUCGUACAGGGUAGAGGAGAUAAGAAGUCACUCACUUCCCUGGGGUCAGGGGGUUCCAGUGGGGAGACUGGAGAUCUCUCCGGUAACCAGUGCACCAGGACUGACCGGUACGCCACCACCCUGAGGAAUGAGAUCCAGAUGAGACGAGCCCAGCUGCAGAAGAGUAAGAGCGCUGCCUCCCUGAGUGGACCCUGUGAGGCGGAGGAGGACCAUGAGGUGCCAGAGGUCUGGAGGCCCAAAGACACCACCUCUUCUUCAGAUGGCUCCUUCACCUCCACCUAUAAGGAUCAUCUGAAGGAGGCGCAGGCCCGUGUGCUGAAGGCCACCUCCUUUAGAAGGAGAGAUCUGGAGCCUGUCCUUCUGGAGCACCCUGGGGCGGAGCCAGGGUCCCCGCCGGACUCCUCCUCUGGUCUGGGGAGGAGCGACAACUCUAACCCCCUGUCCAGCCUCUCUGAGGGCCUCCCAGCCAGGUCUGGCUCUGCCCAGAGUCAGGUGACCCGUAUCGGAAGCAGGAAGCGUUUCACCACGGAGAAGAAGGUACGGUGUUUCUCUGAGCCAGACAAAAUCAAUGAGGUGGGGGUGGAGGAGGAGCAGACCCCCCCUGAGGCUGCAGGCGCCUUGCUGAACCGACGCUCCACCGCCAGACCUGCCUUCACCAGACCCCUCCCUAAAACUGCCCUGCCAGGCCCUGUAGAGGACUGGGGAGAGGGUAAAGAGACAGCCAGGGGUGAUUGUGACAUGUCCAGCGGCAGGAAGGACCAGAGAGAGUGUCAGGGACAGGACCACAGACAGCAGAGACUGGAGCUGCAGAGACUGGGGACCUUUGCUGAGUACGAGACCACCUGGAACACCCAGAGGAAAGCAGCUGAGACCAGAGGCUCAGGACGCUCCCACUCUGCUGAUAACAUCCUGGAUCCUGGAGGAGAUGGGAGGACCAAACCAGCCCCAGUCCACGAGAGGUCCUCACCCUCCUCUGACUUCUAUGACAAGAGCCACGUUCCAGGGAGGAAGUCAGCAGAAUAUUCCCACCUGGACAGCCAACCUGCCCAACAGGACAACAACACCACUGUGAGGUUAUCUGACAGAUGUCGUGUUGGAGAAUUCAGAGGAAGCGUGAAGAGAGAGAAGGCUCUGGAACCUCUGGAGCUGAAAGACUUCCCAGAACCCCCUCCACCCGUGACCAACGAGGAGAGCCCUGACAUCAGAUCCACCGCUGCCCCCUUCGACCCCCUCCCUGUAACUUCUGCCCCCUGCCCUGCCUACCACAGACCCACAUCCAUCUCUUACCAGCCCCUGGAAACUGACCUCCCUCCCCCAGAUGAGUCCUACACCGAGCCCCAGACCUCAAUGCCCCAGCUUUAUACCCAGCUCCAGUCUGGUACCAGGAGGAAGGGUCCGAUCCCCCCACCCAGACAAGACCAUUCAAGACAUUCACAGAACGCCCACUCCCAGGAGUCUCUGUCUGGCUCUCAGGGCGGAGCUUCCGCCUCCCACGCCCCGGUCUCCUCCCACUCCCCAAGGGGGGAUUCUGAGCAGAGCAGAGGAUUGGUGGAGAGGGAGCAGGAGGCGGUACGCCAGGUAGUGCCAUCCAAUCCCGGUCCAGCCCUUCCUGCCCUGCCCAGUAUGGAGUGCCAUCGUUCUCCCUCUCCUCAGUUUGCUCCUCCUCAGCUGACAGACAAGCCUCCUGUCUCUCUCCAGCAGCACCAUGACAACCCUGUCUCUCUCUCUGUCUGUCUGCACUAUGACCAAAACGACAGGAUGGAGAAUGUGAUGGAGCCAACCAGUGUGAGGAAGGUUCCUAUAAAGAUUGUUCACUCAGAGAGCGAGAAGGAGAAGGAGAGUCGACAGUACCUGCUGCGUCACAGUCACUCCACAGUGGAAGAAGCCCAGGGGCCCGGUCUGGUCCCCCUCAGCAGCCUGGGGACCUCAGGGGCCCCUGAACAGUCCUACUCUCUGUUCUGUGCCUACAGCCGGCAGAGGGACCAGGGCCCAGAGAUAGAGAAGACACUGGCUCCACCCAGCUACCCAGCCCCAGAACUGCCUACAUCCCCACCCCUUUACCAAACUCCAACCCAUGAGAUGGACCUGGAGCAACACAGAGACACACACAUGGGUCCUCUCAGGGUCCACAACAGCCAAAUGGCAGUCCUGGCCACAUCCCCACCCAGCCGGCAGACCACCUCGGACCCCGCCAGCGGUAACUGUGUGUUCCCUCCCGUCCCUCUCCCCCACUCUGAGGAGGAUGUGAAGAGAGAGCAGCUGGCCAGAGACAUCAUCAAUAAGGACCGGUCCCUAGCUGACAUCUUGGACAAGAGCUGGAGGAGGACCACCAUGGACCUGAUGGAGGGACUCUUUCCCCAGGGAGAAGUGCUGCUGGAGGGGAAGGAGAGGAGGAAUGUGUCCCCCAAACACUCCUCACCACGGUCUUCAGAGGAUAGGAGUGAGGAGGACAGUGUAGCGGCAGCAGUUGCUUUGGUGACCAGCUCCACCUACUACAGCACGUCGGCACCAAAGGCGGAGCUUCUGAUCAAGCUGAAAGACAUGCAGGAGAGGGAGGGGCUAGAGGAGGAGCUGGAGGAGGAGUCAGCGGAUGAGUUGGACCACGACCUGGCCAAUAAAAAGCAGGAGCUGGUGGACUCUCUCAGCAGGAAGCUGCAGGUGCUGCGUGAGGCCAGAGAGAGUCUCCAGGAGGACGUCCAUGAUAACAACGCCCUAGGAGAGGAGGUGGAGGCCACGGUGCAGCAGGUCUGUACGCCAAACCAGCUGGACAAGUUCAGGAUGUUCAUAGGAGACCUGGACAAGGUGGUCAGCCUGCUGCUGUCCCUGUCCGGACGCCUGGCCAGAGUGGAGAACGCCCUCAACAGCCUGGAGGAGGGUACAUCACCUGAGGAGAGGAGAACCCUGACAGACAAGAGGAAGCUGUUGAUCCAGCAGCAUGAGGACGCCAAGGAGCUGAAGGAGAACCUGGACCGCCGGGAGAGAGUGGUCUACAACAUCCUGGCCACCUACCUCCCAGAGGAGAGCCUGACCGACUACCAACACUUUGUCAAGAUGAAGUCGGCCCUCAUUAUUGAGCAGCGCAAACUAGAGGACAAGAUUAAACUGGGAGAGGAGCAGCUCAAGUGUCUAAUGGACAGCCUGCCGCUAGAGCAGAGGAUAAGCCUGUAACCCCUGACCCCUGGAUCAGAGAAUGGCCCUGUGAGGGCGACACUGGGAUCCAAACGCACAUGACUUCUCAAACUGUGUAUAAUGGACCUGACCACUCUGGCCUCACUGCAGUGGAACCCCAUGGCCACUAAGGGGCAGCAGAGAGGAGCAGAGAGGAGCAGGCAGUACCCCACUAGAUGGCAGCAAAGCUCGAGACUGGAGGGGUUGUAAUGUUUAGCUGUAUCUCAACACUGAUCUGAGUCUAAUGGAGCCCUACCAGAACACAUGGCAGAUCAUAUAUAUACACCAAAAAAAGUUCAAUAAAGCUUAAAUAAAUAAACAAAUUAAAAUAAACGCAACAUGAAACAAUUUCAAUGAUUUUACUGGGUUACAAUUCAUAUAAGGAAAUCAGUCAAUUGAAAUAAAUUCAUUACAUCAGAAUCUAUGGAUUUCACAUGACUGGGCAUGGGCACAGCCAAGGUUGGGCAUGGGAGGGCAUAGGCCCACCCACUGGGGAGCCGGGCUUAGCCAAUCAUAAUUAGUUUUCCCCCACAAAAGGGCUUUAUUACAGGCAGAAAUACUCUUCAGUUUCAUCAGCUGUCUGGGUGGCUGUUCUCAGACAAUCCCGCAGGUGAAAAAGCCGGAUGUGGAUGUCCUAAACUGGUAUGGUUAUACGUGGUCUGCGGUUGUGAGGCCGGUUGGACGCACUGCAGCAUAGUAGAGAAAUGAAAAUUAAAUUAUCUGGCAACAGCUCUGGUGGACAUUCCUGCAGUCAGCAGAACAAUUGCACACUCCCUCAACAUGAGACAUCUGUGGCAUUGUGUUGUGUGACGACAACUGCAGAUUUAGAGUGGCCUUUUUAUUGUCCCCAGCACAAGGUGCACAUGCGUAAUGAUCAUGCUGUUUAAUCAGCUCCUUGAUAUGCCACACCUGUCAGGUGGAUGGAUUAUCUUGGCAAAGGAGAAAUGCUCACUAACAGGGAUGUAAACAAAUUUGUGCAUAAAAUGAGAGAAAUACACUUUUUCUGCGUAUGGAACAUUUCUGGGAUCUUUUUAUUUCAGCUCAUGAAACAUGGGAUCAACACUUUACAUGUUGCGUUUAUGUUCAUAUAUAUAUAUAUACGGUGCAUUCGGGCGGUGCACAAUUGUCCCAGCGUCGUUUGGCCGUCAUUGUAAUUAAGUUAAAGGUUCAAUUAAAAAUACAAAAUAGAAAUUCCGAAUGCGUUCUGACUUUGUCCACAGUUUGUUACGUUACAGCCUUCUUCUAAAAUGGAUUAAAUCGUUUUUUCACCUCAUCAAUCUACACCAUAACCCAUAAUGACAUCACAAUACCCCAUAAUGACAUCACAAUACCCCAUAAUGACAAAGCAAAAAAAAAAAAAAAAAAGAAAUGUUUGCAAAUGUAUAAAAAAAAAAGUACUGAAAUAUCACAUUUACAUAAAUAUUCAGACCCUUUACUCAGUACUUUGUUGUAGCACCUUUGGCAGUGAUUACAGCCUCGAGUCUUCUUGGGUAUGACGCUACCAGCUUGGCACACCUGUAUUUGGGGAGUUUCUCCCAAUCUUCUCUGCAGAUUCUCUCAAGCUCUUUCAGGUUGGAUGGGGAGUGUCACAGCUAUUUUCAGGUCUCUCCAGAGAUGUUCGAUCGGGUUCAAGUCCGGGCUCUGGCUGGGCCACUUAAGCACAUUCAAAGACUUGUACCGAAGCCACUCCUACGUUGUCUUGGCUGUGUGCUUAGGGUCGUUGUCCUGUUGGAAGGUGAACCUUAGCCCCAGUCUGAGGUCCUGAGCAAGUUUUCAUCAAGGAUCUCUGUGUACUUUGCUCCAUUCAUCUUUCCCCUCAAUCCUCACUAGUCUCCCAGUCCCUGCCCCUGAAAAACACCACUACAGCAUGAUGCUGCCACCACCAUGCUUCACCAUAGGGAUGGUGCCAAAUUUCCUCCAGACGUGACGCUUGGCAUUCAGGCAAAAGAGUUCAACCUUGGUUUCAUCAGACCAGACAAUUUUGUUUCUCAUGGUCAGAGUCCUUUAGGUGCCUCUUGGCAACCUCCAAGCGGUCUGCCGUGCCUUUUACUGAGGAGUGGCAUCCGUCUGGCCACUCUACCAUAAAGGCCUGAUUUAUGGAGUGCUGCAGAGAAGGUUGUCCUUCUGGAAGGUUCUCUCAUCUUCACAGAGGAACUCUCUGGAGCUCUGUCAGAGUGACCAUCGGGUCCUUGGUCACCUCCCUGACCAAGGCCCUUCUCCCCCGAUUGCUCAGUUUGGCCGGGCAGCCAGCUCUAGGAAGAGUCUUGGUGGUUCCAAACUUCCAUUUAAUAAUGAUGGAGGCCACUGUGUCUUGGGGGACCUUCAAUGCUCCAGAAAUUUUUUGGUACCCUUCCCCAGAUCUGUGCCUCGACACAAUCCUGUCUCGGAGCUCUACGGACAAUUCCUUCGACCUCAUGGCUUGGUUUUUGCUCUGACAUGCACUGUCAACUGUGGGACCUUAUAUAGACAGGUGUGUGCUUUUCCAAAUCAUGUCCAAUCAAUUGAAUUUACCACAGAAUUAAAUUUACCACAGGUGGACUCCAAUCAAGUUGUAGAAACAUCUCAAGGAUGAUCAAUGGAAACAUGAUGCACCUGAGAUCAAUUUCGAGUCUCAUAGCAAAGGGUCUGAGUACUUACUAAAAACCUGUUUUUGCUUUGUCAUUAUGGGUUAUUGUGAUGUCAUUAUGGGGUAUUGUGAUGUCAUUAUGGGUUAUUGUGUGUAGAUUGAGGAUUUUGUUUUAUUUAAUCAAUUUUAGAAUUAAUUACAAAAUGUGGGAAAAGGGAAGGGGUCUGAAUACUUUCCGAAUGCACUCUGUGUGUGUAUAUAUACAUACUGUAUAUACAAUACCAGUCAAAAGUUUGGACACACCUACAGUCAGCAGCAUACCACUGCUGGCUUGCUUCUGAAGCUAAGCAGGGUUGGUCCUGGUCAGUCCCUGGAUGGGAGACCAGAUGCUGCUUGAAGUGGUGUUGGAGGGCCAGUAGGAGGCACUCUUUCCUCUGGUCUAAAAAAUAUCCCAAUGCCCCAGGGCAGUGAUUGGGGACACUGCCCUGUGUAGGGUGCCGUCUUUCGGAUGGGACGUUAAACGGGUGUCCUGACUCUCUGAGGUCAUUAAAGAUCCCAUGGCACUUAUCGUAAGAGUAGGGGUGUUAACCCCGGUGUCCUGGCUAAAUUCCCAAUCUGGCCCUCAACCAUCACGGUCACCUAAUAAUCCCCAGUUUACAAUUGGCUCAUUCAUCCCCCUCUUCUCCCCUGUAACUAUUCCCCAGGUCGUUGCUGCAAAUGAGAACGUGUUCUCAGUCAACUUACCUGGUAAAAUAACGGUAAAAUAAAAUAAAAAAAAUAAAACUCAUUCCAGGGUUUUUCUUUAUUUUACUAUUUUCUACAUUGGAGAAUAAUAUUGAAGACAUCAACACUAUGAAAUAACACAUGAAAUCAUGUAGUAACCAAAAAAGUGUUAAACAAAUCAAAAUGUAUUUUAUAUUUGAGAUUCUUCAAAGUAGCCACCCUUUGCCUUGAUGAGGCUUUGCACACUCUUGGCAUUCUCUCAACCAGUUUCACGAGGUAGUCACCUGGAAUGCAUUUCAAUUAACAGGUGAGCCUUGUUAAAAGUACAUUUGUGGAAUUUCUUGCCUUCUUAAUGCACUUGAACCAAUCAGUUGUGUUGUGACAAGGUAGGGUUGGUAUACAGGAGAUAGCCCUAUUUGGUAAAAGACCAAGUCCAUAUUAUGGCAAGAACAGCUCAAAUAAGUAAAGAGAAAUGACAGUCCAUCAUUACUUUAAGACAUGAAGGUCAGUCAAUCAAGAACUUUGAAAGUUUCUUCAAGAGCAGUCGCAAAAACCAUCAGCUUUAUGAUGAAACUGGCUCUCAUGAGGACCGCCACAGGAAAGGAAGACCCAGAGUUACCUCUGCUGCAGAGGAUAAGUUCAUUAGAGUUAACUGCACCUCAGAUUGCAGCCCAAAUAAAUGCUUCACAGAGUUCAAGUAAAAGACACAUCUCAACAUCAACUGUUUGAUGGAGUGAAUCAGGCCUUUAUGGUCCAUUUGCUGUAAAGAAACCACUACUAAAGGACACCAAAAAGAAGAAGAGACUUGGUUGGGCCAAGAAACACGAGCAAUGCACAUUUGACCGGUGAAAAUCAGUCCUUUGGUCUGAUGAGUUCUAAUUUGAGACUUUUGGUUCCAACCGCUGUGUAUUUGUGAGAUGCAGAGUAGGUGAACGGAUGAUCUCUGCAUGUGUGGUUCCCACACAUACAGUUACACAGUUACACAUGGAAUAAACAAACCUACGGUCAAUAAUACAAUAGAAAAAGUCUAUAUACAGUGUGUCCAAAUGAGGUAAGACUUGGGAGGUAGGUAAUAAAUAGGCCAUAGUGGCGAAGUAAUUACAAUAUAGAAAUUAAACACUGGAGUGAUGGAUGUGCAAGUAGAGAUACUGGGGUGCAAAGGAGAAGAAAUAAAUAAAAAAUAACAGUAUGGGGAUGUGGUAGCUGGGUGGGAUAUUUAGAGAUGGGCUAUGUACAGAUGCAGUGAUCUGUGAGCUGCUCAGACAGCUGGUGCUUGAAGCUAGUGAGGGAGAUAAGUGUUUCCAGCUUCAGUGAUUUUUGCAGUUGGUUCCAGUCAUUGGCAGCAGAGAACUGGAAGGAGAGGCGGCCCAACGAGGAAUUGGCUUUGGGGAUGACCAGUGAAAUAUACCUGCUGGAGCGCGUGCUACAGGUGGGUGCUGCUAUGGUGACCAGUGAGCUGAGACAAGGCGGAGCUUUACCUAGCAAAGACUUAUAGAUGACCUGGAGGCAGUGGGUUUGGCGACGAAUAUGUAGCGAGGGCCAGCCAACGAGAGCAUACAGGUCGCAGUGGUGGGUACUAUAUGGGGCUUUGGUGACAAAACGGAUGGCACUGUGAUCAAGGCAAAGGGUGGCUACUUUGAAGAAUCUCAAAUAUAUUUUGAUUUGUUUUUGGUUACUACAUGACUCCAUGUGUUAUUUCAUAGUUUUGAUGUCUUCACUGAUAUUCUACAAUGUAGAAAAUAGUACAAAUAAAGAAAAAUCCUGGAAUGAGUAGGUGUGUCCAAACUGUUGACUGGUAGUGUGUGUGUGUGUGUGUGUGUGUGUGUGUGUGUGUGUGUGUGUGUGUGUGUGUGUGUGUGUGUUUAUUUUAGACAGGCCUGUACUGCCAUGAACCAUGAUGUCACAGUCUGGGAUAAACCACCUCCUAUAGACUACUGAGAGUCUGUUCCUCUGUUCCCAUGGCACCAUCAACCACUGUGUAUUAUGUUCAAUAAUCAUUUACUGUUAAAUUUAGUAAUUUAUUGUAGCGUUUUGAUUAUGUACAGAGGAGUAGAGUAGAAGUGUUAUAUUCUCAACUGAUUUUAGUUUGUCUUUAGUCAAUAAUGCAUUUAUCAACUACGCUUUAUACCUCCACUUUGCAAAGCGCAAUAUUUAAUUAACAUGACUGAAAUUAUAUUAUCCUAUUCAUGUCAAAUAAUCCAAAAGACUGGCCUGAUAUUUCAGUGGAAAAGGGGUGUUUCUCUUUUUUAAAACUGGCAGCGUUUUGAUGUGAUGUUGUUUUGAUGUUGUUUUGUAAAACUAGCAGCCUUUUGAUGUGAUGUUGUUUUGAUGUUGUUUUGUAAAACUAGCAGCCUUUUGAUGUGAUGUUGUUUUGAUGUUGUUUUGUAAAACUAGCAGCCUUUUGAUGUGAUGUUGUUUUGAUGUUGUUUUGUAAAACUAGCAGCCUUUUGAUGUGAUGUUGUUUUGAAAAACUAGCAGCCUUGUGAUGUUUCAUGCUGUUUCCUCGUCUAGAUUCUCUGUCCUGUUUUCUAUUGAGAAGCAUUAAGCUUAUUGACACCAUGUGAAGGCAGAAGAACACUAUGUGAAGGCAGAGUUGCAUCACUGUAUAAGGAAUCAAUGGUUAAAUGGUUCCUGCUAUAUUCAAGGAGCACUUUGUUCAACAAUGAUAAAGACAGAUUUAGCAAGAACUAGUCCACAUCGGAUGUGGCUGAGACGUCCUUUACUCGUCUGUAGUAGUUCAUCAGGUGCUGCUGUUUUAUUAAGUGACCAUUACUUCCUGCUUCUACCUCGCAAGGUUUAAAGGAGUGUGAUAUAAAGGACAGCCAGGAUCAGGGUUCAGGGCAUUUCCCAAAGGUAAAGUAAAUGAGUGUUACAUCGCUCUAUACACACCGCUACACUUUCUCGCAGAUGUGCUGCUUUAUGUCAAAUAAACAGGCUGCUGAGGGUGGGUGUGUGUCAUCAA